Molecule: messenger RNA, 874 nt
Organism: Drosophila grimshawi
Lineage: Eukaryota; Metazoa; Arthropoda; Insecta; Diptera; Drosophilidae
Exons: 1
Coding region: 1-834 (277 amino acids)
Source: RefSeq, a predicted model, not a curated record
AUGUUCAAUUGGAAUCCGAGACGCUAUUUGGAUAUAGUUUAUCCCUAUGAGCUGCCACUGCAUCACUUUCCUGGAAGGCCAGAAAUGCAUCCAGAACCACCGCAUGAGAGAUACUUCCGCCCUUUGCCGCCUUAUGUACAGCCCAAUGCUCAAUCGCCGCCUGGUGAGAAUGCAGGACAAAGUCACGUGUUGAGCUUUAUGAGACGCUGUUAUCUAUUGGCCGUCACUUAUAUGCUGAUCUCCGUUAUUCAGCGGCUCCUAUUUGCCCUGAUAGUUAAGCAAAGAGACAUAUAUAUGCUGCCCGGCUUUAUCUGCUUGGUGCUGGCCUUCUUCUUGCUGCUGUUGCUAACAUUCUGCCCGCGGUUGAGCUCCAAGCGGUGGAUCGGCAUUGUUUUUUUCACGCUCUUCGUGGAGACAGUCACCUGGGGAUUGGUACUGUUGCUUCCCAUGCGGUCGCCAUGGAACAUCAUGAUGGCUAUAGUAGCUGCCGUAAUCGUGUUAGUAUUGUGCUAUGUUGCGGGCGCCUGGUUGCCCAUGGUUGUGCUGCCCGGCGAAUUGACGUUGGCCUUGAUCCUGAUUCUGUUUCUGGCUGUGGGAUCAAUUGUGCUCACAUUGUUUAUUGUAACAGAUGAGGCCAAAUAUCAUACUAUUUAUUUUGUACUCAUUGGCUGUGUCAUGGUGGUCUUGUCUAUAUACCAUGCCCAGAUCGUUCAUGGACGACGACACUGGUUGCCUAUAAAUGAAUACUUGAGCUGUGCGGUAAGCAUUUACAUUCACUUCGAUCUGUUCUUCAUGGUUUGCUAUCACAUUAUUUGGGUGUACAAAUGGCGCUAGUGAUGUAUCAAAUAAAUGUAUACAUAAUUAUUUUUAAAUU